CAUUUGUAAGAAGAGGUUUCAUCCAAUCGCAUCAUUGGCAAGCCAAAGAAAUACCGCAAAAUGGAUAUUGUACGUCGUUCUAUGGAUUUAUCGCAGCAUGUCUUUAAUGUAACCUAUUCGAAGAAGUUCAUAGAAGCUGAACACACCAUCAGCAUAAUACGGCUGGAUCAUUGUAAAACCUUUAUAACGGUAUUCACUAAGGACAUCAUACAGCGGUUGACGAAACAUCGCGUGCUGUCGGUGACACGGAUCAAAGAUAAUCAGGGUCACAAGAAUUUACUUCAAUUAGCUGGUGAUUUGUAUAUAUCCUGCAAGACCUAUAUCAGUGAUGAGGUCUUCAACAAAAUUAAUCGUCAGCAGAAUUUUUGGUUUGGCCGCAAUGCUUCCAAUCGUUUAAUGCUGUUUGAAGAGUCCUCGCCAACGCAGAAUAGUCUGGAAUGUAUUGGGCAUCUGAAAAUGCCCAUAUGUCGCAGUGUCCUGGAGGGUGAUGAUGUGAUACCCUUGGAAGGAGCCUUGAAUUCUUUGAAACUUAACGGAAGAAACACAAAAAAGGAGCUCAGAUUGGAUGAUAAUGGCGAUUGCUUAGAAACGCCAAGUAUAUAGUUAAUGUUUUUUUCUUUGUCAAAAAAUUAUUUUUAU
Molecule: messenger RNA, 639 nt
Organism: Musca domestica (house fly)
Lineage: Eukaryota; Metazoa; Arthropoda; Insecta; Diptera; Muscidae
Exons: 2
Coding region: 61-603 (180 amino acids)
Source: RefSeq, a predicted model, not a curated record